Messenger RNA from Chanos chanos (milkfish), 1507 nucleotides. RefSeq names its product UBA-like domain containing 1b (gene ubald1b). The coding region runs from base 82 to 564 and encodes 160 amino acids. Gene Ontology annotation, molecular function: protein binding. Lineage: Eukaryota; Metazoa; Chordata; Actinopteri; Gonorynchiformes; Chanidae. The record is from RefSeq and is a predicted model, not a curated record. The transcript is spliced from 3 exons.
CCGUGUGCGACGCAAAGUUGAAAAGGAAAUAACUUUCUGGGGUUUAGGAUAUAAGAGGUUCUAGUGAAUAGUGUGACAAAUAUGGACGAAUUAAAACACCAAGUCAUGAUAAAUCAGUUUGUUCUCACAGCUGGAUGUGCCGCAGACCAAGCAAAGCAGCUUUUGCAAGCCGCACACUGGGAGUUUGAGACAGCACUUAGUGCCUUUUUUCAAGAUAACAAUAUUCCAUACGGCCAUCAUCAUCAAAUGAUGUGCACUCCAGCUAACACGCCAGCGACACCUCCCAAUUUCCCAGAUGCACUUGCCAUGUUCUCUCGCCUCAAAGCCUCAGAGAGCUUUAACACCAGUAGUCCCAUCGCCUCCAUGGCAACUUCACCUCCUCCUCCUGCUCCAUCUCAUGUCAAUUGGGCGAUGAGCCCACCAGUGGCACCUGGUCAGCAGGGACUGUGGACUCCAGUUCAGCACCCCUCACAAGGUCCCCCACCACCUGGCUGGCCAGUCGCCGUUUCUCAGCAAGCAUCCAAUGAGCAGAGAGCCAGCAUCGCCAUGGAAGCAGAGAGAUGAGCCUCUAGCUGUCCUAGCCUUGCACUGAGUAGACGAUGGUAAUACUUCGUCCUCUUGAUGUCAUUGGCUGUGGUUUAAAAAGGAGUUGCAAAAAAAAUCAAGCGAUGUGGAUGAGCACUGGAGGAGAAACAGUAUGCUGGUUGGGAAAUAUGGUCAAUGAGAAAACACAUACUUUGAAAAACUACAGAAAAGCAAAGACCUUUUUUUCAAAAAAAAAAUUUUCUUCUCGAAUGUGAUAAGUGACAAGAAAUACUGACUUGUUGUAGCAUCAUCCUUAGAGACGGAUGUUUAAAAGCCACAUCUAUUUUUGUCCUAUAUGUGAUCAUUUACCUGUGUUUGACACAUAUAAGACACAUGUUGAAACAGUUUUUUUCUGUAUUUUGCUGUAGGUUGAAUGUUUCAUACUUAAUGGUGAGCCAAAAAAUAUUUUGUACCAUCAGUUGGCCAGUAAGAAGUUAACAUAUCCCUGACAGUAAGGUACAAAUCCACAUAUGAAUUUGAAUGUUAAUGUUUUCACUACUUAAGGCUUAAAUUAUGAAGUUUUGGAGAGAUUGUCCAUGUCCUGAUUUGAACUAAAACACCAAAUGAAUUGCGGCACAAUAGGUAAGGUAAAUUGUUUGUACUUUUACUGCAUAUGGGAAAGUAAAAUGCAAACAUUUGUUGCCUAACCACAUAAAUAUCAUCCAAAUUUGUUUUGAAGUUCAUAUGACCGAUCUCAAAAUGUAAUGUACGUUUUCAAAACAUGUAUAUAAGGAGAUUCAACAAGUAGCUGUAAUCGUACAGAUGGUUUGAUUCAUAUGUUUCCACCAUUGCAAAAUAUGAAUGUAUACAUGUUGUUUUUUCAUGUGCAUAUUUUCCACGUAUAACUGUAUUGAAACUGCUCCCACAAUAUUUGUGGAUUACAUGAUCAUUAACUUAUCAUUUCUGGUUGGUUUUUAAAAUA